AUGUCUUCAUAUCCUUUCAGCCAGUCUUCUCCUUUUCUUGACCUGUUGAACAGUCAACAGGAGAGUGCGGCUACAUUCCCCUGUGUCCCACUAGAAUCUUCGCAGCCUCCAGUCUUCUGUUCUCAAGGGUUUCAGGGAGAUGUAACCUUCAGUGAAGAGAAGGAGAAGGAGAAGGAAACAAGCUCCAGGAGGGUGUGGACGCCUAGUGAUGAUGUGCUUCUGAUUAGCUCUUGGCUCAACACGUCGAAGGAUCCUGUCAUCGCAAACGAGCAGAAGUCAGGUACUUUUUGGAGGAGAAUUGCUGACUACUUCAAUGGAAGCCAAAAGCCAUCAGAGUUUGUAAACCGGGAGCCCAUUGCGUGUAAACAAAGGUGGCAGAAGAUAAAUGAAGCAGUUUGCAAAUUCUGUGGUGCCUAUGAUGCUGCAACAAGGCAGAGAACAUCUGGCCAAAACGAUAGUGAUGUUCUAAAGCUUGCACACGAGAUUUACUACAAUGACAAUAAGAAGAGGUUCACAAUGGAUCACGCCUGGAAGGAGCUUCGUAGUGAUCAAAAGUGGUGUGAGCAGAACAGCUCCAAAAUCGAUGGAGGUUGUAAACGACGAAGGGUUGAAGAUGGAGCUCAGUCGGGUCCAGAUGAAGAGGCCGAUGAAGUUCAAGCAGGAAGCAGGCCUCCGGGUGUUAAGGCCUCAAAAGCCAAAGGGAAGAAGUCAGGCUUUGAGAAAGAACUGGCCAUAAAGGAGAGAAUGUCGAAGAUGUCAUUGCUUGACCGUCUCAUCGCCAAGAACGAGUCCCUGACAGAGUUCGAAGAAGCCAUGAAGCAGAAGCUGAUAACAGACUUGUUGAAUGCAUAA
This is a messenger RNA of Eutrema salsugineum, 852 nucleotides long. RefSeq names its product glutathione S-transferase T3-like. Bases 1 to 852 code for a protein of 283 amino acids. Lineage: Eukaryota; Viridiplantae; Streptophyta; Magnoliopsida; Brassicales; Brassicaceae. The record is from RefSeq and is a predicted model, not a curated record. The transcript is spliced from 2 exons.